Molecule: messenger RNA, 816 nt
Organism: Trypanosoma brucei brucei TREU927
Lineage: Eukaryota; Euglenozoa; Kinetoplastea; Trypanosomatida; Trypanosomatidae
Exons: 1
Coding region: 1-816 (271 amino acids)
Source: RefSeq, a predicted model, not a curated record
AUGACAACUGAAGAGGGAAAAGUAGAGACACCAGUGGCCAAAGGAGCGUUUAGCCCGACGCGCCACGUCAUGUUUGCCGACGAGGUCACGGAAGUGCAACCACAACACAAUGAUAUGAACGCCGGCAAUGGGUUGGAUGCUGUAGAGGGAAACCACACCAAUCACGAGGAAGUGCCCCAUCAUUUGCGUCAAAAUUACGGCACCGGUGGCGAUUCAAAUGACAACGGUGAAGCGGGUGAAGGAGAUUUCGGCCGUGGUAAAAGAGGUGGUCGUAAUCGAAACCGUAGGCGUCACAAUGCGAAACCAAUUUUGAAGGCUCUCGUGACGGAGGCCAAUUCCGAAGCGGAUGCUGAAGAGGACUUGCGCGUGCGCACGACACUUGUGGUAGCGGAAGAAAAUGCCCAACGCCUUCGCGUUGAACAUCAGGAACUUGAAGAUCACGCUGAUAUUGGUUCACUCUUCAAGGCAUCUGACAAGACCUUGUGGGGCCGUUAUUCACUAAAAGGUAAGCGAGUGAUGAAUACUUCCAGUGAAGAAGGCACUCCCAUGAGAUAUUCGACAAUGUGUGAUGCUUCAACGACUUCAGACAACUUGAGCUGGAGAAAUCAAGAGGAAAUGCAAGACGCAUCAACGCAAGCUGAAUUUGAGGAGAUUGUUGAAGACACACCGAGGGCCAUCAGUGGUUCGGGUCCGCUGGCGAGAUUACUUGGGGGGGUUGGUGGUCACCGUGACGAGUGGUAUCGGCGUAUUUGGAAAUUAUUUGUGCUUCUUGUUGUUCUUUUUUAUGUGCGCCGGUUUGUUCCUCGGCUGCGGUAA